UAUGGCAACAAUGCUCUUAUAUGGCCGGAGGAAGAACAGAUGGCUGGCAAAAAGAGGCUACAUGCCUUUCUAGAUCAUCCUCCAGGGCCUUCUUUCAACCUAAAGUUCCCAACUUUUUCUGCUCAACCAAGAGCAGAUGGAUCAACUUCAUGUGGGGAUGGAAGCACCUUUAACCCAAAGUUGAGCAGAGAAGCUCCUCCUUCAUAUUCAGCUUCCCCUUCAUAUUCAGCUUCCAUUCAAGAGCCCAACUCAGAGAAUGGCAUCAAAGAAAACAGUGCUUGGAAUGAAAAUCUUCUCACAUUAUCCCUUCCAGCAAUUACUGCUGCCACAUCUUUAACCUCAAAGUUCAAUCUUACUUUCUCUAGUCAAGCCUUCCACAACUACAAAAUACCGGAUUUCGAGACGAACCCUUAUGAAGUGAGAUUAAGCAACAAAUACCCUGUUCACUAAUUUUUGUGUUUUGCCUUUCUUAUAGGAAUUAGUCUCACUCUUGCUCUUUCAUUUGCUCUCUUUCC
Messenger RNA from Morus notabilis, 515 nucleotides. RefSeq lists its product as uncharacterized. Bases 40 to 450 code for a protein of 136 amino acids. NCBI's taxonomy places the organism in Eukaryota, Viridiplantae, Streptophyta, Magnoliopsida, Rosales, Moraceae. The transcript has 3 exons. The record is from RefSeq and is a predicted model, not a curated record.